Cynoglossus semilaevis (tongue sole) is the source of this 2450-nucleotide messenger RNA. Its product is annotated as potassium voltage-gated channel subfamily F member 1. Lineage: Eukaryota; Metazoa; Chordata; Actinopteri; Pleuronectiformes; Cynoglossidae. Gene Ontology annotation, biological process: potassium ion transmembrane transport; action potential; protein homooligomerization. Gene Ontology annotation, cellular component: voltage-gated potassium channel complex; membrane. Gene Ontology annotation, molecular function: voltage-gated potassium channel activity. The coding region runs from base 939 to 2450 and encodes 503 amino acids. The record is from RefSeq and is a predicted model, not a curated record. The transcript has a single exon.
UUAUCUAGUUACUGUUUCCGGAACGGUUGAACACAGAGAAGUGACUCCAGUUUGAUAUUUUCCGUCCUCAUCAAGCAGCUCAGAUAUUUAUGAUCUGUUGGCUGCACUGCGUCGCAUCAACACAAAUACUGUAUAUAUAAACACACUGACUUAUAGCACGACAGGAAGUAAUGCAGUUUGCUUUAAAGAAUAAAAGCCCCGCAUCUCAGCUCUGAGUGAUCAGGCUCGUGGAGUCAUAAAUCACAGGCAAUUCUAGUAUUCUCAUUCAAAGGAUUAAAAAAAUAUAUAAAUAAAGGGUUAUAGAAAGGAUAAACAGCGACUAUUAAUAAUAUAUGGAAGUAAAUAGCAAAUAAUUUAAAUGUUUGAUUUCUUUUCCUUAAUGCCAACACUGGACUGUUAACACUGGCUUUAUUUCCUUGAUUAAACAACAAUAGCAGUUUUGUAAGAAUAACAUUUUUUUUUUUACAUAAUAAAGAUCAAUGGCGUACACAAAACACAUUCUACAAAAAACCCCGCAGAAAUUGUCUAGGAAUCACUGGGAUAAGGUAUAAACAAAACAAACAGCAUUAGAGCAAAAACUAUAGUCGACCGGAAUCAGAGAACUGGGGGAUUUUAUUUUGAAAGUUACCGCAGGAAAUGUUCGUUUUGGUUAAGUCUCUCUUGACAUGACGCGUACUUCAAUGCCAACUUUUCCUGGAGCGCACAGGCGCACAGUGUUCACUGCCAAACACGGCAUUGUUGAAGUGAGGAGACUUGGAGCCGCAGUCCCUCCAGGACACUCACACAUUUGAUGAUUAAAACAACCACUUCGGACGAUUCCGCUGCUUUUACGCACAGCGGCGGUGCCGCGCGUUUUUCUGUGUUAGUGUAGAGUUUUGUGAAAAAAAAAAAAAAAAAAAUCAGAUUUUUUCUAUUUUAGCAAACCUGUUGUCAACACAAUGUGGGGGGUUCCGAGGACUCGGUAUGCGGACUGUAACGGCUCUGAAGCCAGCGAGGAGACCGAGAUCGUUGUGAACAUCGGUGGAGUCAAACAGGUGCUGUAUGGAGACGUGCUGACCCGGUACCCGGACACCCGGCUGGCUGAGCUGGUGGAAUGUUCCCUCAAGUCCUCGGAGGAGAUCUCCUCUCUGUGCGACGACUACGACCCAGACACCGGGGAGUUUUAUUUUGACAGAGACCCUGAGGCUUUCAAGUGCAUCAUUGAGCUGUAUUAUUAUGGAGAGAUCCACAUGAAGAGAGGCAUCUGUCCCAUUUGUUUCAUGAAGGAGAUGGAGUUUUGGAAAAUCGCCGGAGAUUUUCUGGACGAAUGUUGCAAAUGCAACCUGAAGGAGGUGGAGGACGAACUUGCAGAGAUUGCAGAGAAGGUGAAAACUAUCCUGGUGGACAGAGAAGGAGACCCGGCUGCCGGGGGCUGGCAGCGCUUCCAGAUCUGCCUGUGGAGGCUGAUGGAGAAGCCGGAGUCCUCCCUGCCGGCGCACAUCAUCGCGAUCGUGUCGUUCCUCUUCAUCCUCGUCUCCUCCGUGGUCAUGUGCGUCGGCACCAUCCCCGAGCUGCAGGUGGAGGACUCAGAGGGCAACCUGACGGAGCACCCGACCGUGGAGGUCAUCGAGACCGUGUGCAUCUGCUGGUUCACCAUCGAGUACCUGCUGCGCCUGAUCUCCUCCCCAAACAAAGUGAAAUUCGUGCUGGCCUUCAUGAACAUCAUCGACUUCAUGGCCAUCAUGCCCUUCUUCGUGGUGCUCACGCUCACAUCCUUCGGCGCAGGAGUGAUGGAGCUGGCCAAUGUGCAGCAGGCGGUGCAGGCUUUACGCAUAAUGCGCAUAGCGCGCAUUUUCAAGCUGGCACGUCAUUCCUCUGGACUCCAGACCCUCACUUCCGCCCUGAAGAGCAGCUUCAAAGAGCUCGGGCUGCUCCUCAUGUACAUGGGCGUGGGAGUCUUCCUCUUCUCCGCCCUGGGCUACACCAUGGAGCAGAACCACCCGGACACGCUCUUCACCAGCAUCCCACAGUCCUUCUGGUGGGCUGUGAUCACCAUGACCACGGUGGGUUAUGGAGACGUCUACCCCAAGACCACUCUGGGUCGGUGUAACGCAGCCAUCAGCUUCCUGUGCGGAGUGAUCGCCAUCGCGCUGCCCAUCCAUCCCAUCAUCAACAAUUUCGUCAUGUUCUACAACAAGCAACAGGUGCUGGAGACAGCGGCUAAACAUGAGAUCGAGCUGAUGGCGCUGCGCUCCGGCGCCGGGGAUCUGGCGGCGGCGGCGGCUGCGCCCAGCGGCUCCCACGGACACGUCUGUGGCGCAGGGGUGUGGGACAGCGCCAUGCGCUCCUGUCAUAGUGACACAUACAUCCCUCUACUGAAGGAUCCCAGGGGAGGUGCAGGCAUGCCGACCCCCAGCAAGGACACCAGCUUUGACAGCCCAGCCGAGGCCGCGGACUAUUUUGUCUCCUGA